Messenger RNA from Racocetra persica, 291 nucleotides. NCBI's taxonomy places the organism in Eukaryota, Fungi, Glomeromycota, Glomeromycetes, Diversisporales, Gigasporaceae. The record is from the annotation of a GenBank genome assembly.
AUGGAACCAACGCAAGUAAGAAAGUUGACAGUUUUUCAUUUGAAUAAAAAUAAUAUAAAAGUAUAUUCAACUCUGAGUUCAUGGCAGAAGAGAGAAUAUCAUGGGUUGCGUAGUAGUCAAGAAAAAGCCGCGCAUUUGAAAGCAAUUCGUAGUGAGACUUUGGGUAUGUUGGUUGCUAUACUUCUGGGAAAAUAUGUUCUUCCACUGUUGUAUGGGUUCAACCUUAAUGGUAUAAUUGCAUAUUUAGAUCAUGAGGCAGAAAUUAAGAAUCUACGAAAAGACCUUAUUUAG